AUGCUGUACAAGACCAGGGAAGCGGACUCCGUGUGGCUUGUCUCGGCGUCUGAGUUGCAGCUAGAGGAGCCGGAGGAGAUUCUGGGCCAGGGGACGUUUGGGGAGGUGAUCAAGGCUGAGUUCCGGGGGACGCCGGUCGCGGUGAAGAGAGUGCUGGCAAGGAAGAUGACGGGAGUAGGAGCGAGCGGCCAGUUCUCUUCGUUAAGGAAGGAGAUCAGGAAGAAUCUGAUCAAGGAGAUGCGCAUCCUCUCCAGGCUGCGACAUCCUUGCGUCAUAACCAUCAUGGGAGCUGUCAUAGAGUCGAAGAUGGACCCGCUCAUCGUCCUCGAGUACAUGGACCUCGGCUCGCUGCACUCCCUUAUCCACAACCAGACGAUCGAGCUGGAGGCUGAGAUGUUUGUCUGCAUCCUCCUUGAUGUCGUCCAGGGGAUUCGCUUCCUCCACUCGUCCAAGCCGCAGGUCAUCCAUGGCGACUUGAAGAGUCACAACGUGCUGGUCGACUCCAAGUUCAGAGCCAAGGUAGCUGACUUCGGCCUAUCCCGCGUGAAGAGCGUUCACCAGAGGGACAAGAUGGUAAAGGGGACGGGAACGAUAGCAUGGAUGGCGCCGGAGCUCUUGCGAGGAGGCAACAACACGCCGGAGUCGGACGUGUACUCGUUCGGUGUCAUCUUGAACGAGGUCUUCAGCAGGCAGGACCCCUACCAGGGAGAGGACAUGAGGGUGGUAGUGCUGGAGGUGAUGGACCUUGGGAGGGAGGAGGAGAAACGUCCUGCUAUCGACGAGAGGUGUCCUGCUGACAUCAAGGGGCUGAUCAGAGAUUGCUGGAACAAGGAGGCAGAGCUUCGCCCUCCUUGCUGA
Guillardia theta CCMP2712 is the source of this 858-nucleotide messenger RNA. RefSeq lists its product as hypothetical. Gene Ontology annotation, molecular function: protein kinase activity; ATP binding. Gene Ontology annotation, biological process: protein phosphorylation. The record is from RefSeq and is a predicted model, not a curated record. The transcript has 3 exons. Bases 1 to 858 code for a protein of 285 amino acids. NCBI's taxonomy places the organism in Eukaryota, Cryptophyceae, Pyrenomonadales, Geminigeraceae.